GCGAAAUUCACGACGAUUCGCGCUCGCCUACAUUGCAUACGGAAAGGAGAGCCGACGCUGGGAGCGACGACUACGAGCGACGAGCUCUAUCGGACGCCUCGGUGCCGGGGCCGGAACCGGAGCCGGGGCCGGGGCCGGGGCCGAGGCCGAGGCGCCGUUGCACGUCAACGGACGGAGCAGCGUUGCCACCUCCUCGUCGCGGUCGCGGCUACCACUGGUGCCACCACCGCCGCCGCCGCCGCCGCCGCCACCAUCACCACCGCCGUCGCACCGUCGCUGCCACGUCCACCGCUACGUUCUACCGCCGGGAACGGCGACGACGACGACGACAACGAUUACCUCUGCCACGCUGCUGCUGUUUCAGCACAAGUUAACAACAUGGAAGCAAAGGAGAGGGAAAAGCCAUUGGUCAAAGACUUGAACGAACAUAUCGUGUGUCCCCUGUGCAGAGGAUACCUCAUAGACGCUACGACUCUUGUGGAAUGUCUGCACUCCUUUUGCAGAGGCUGUAUCGUUCGACGUCUAAGUAAUGGCGCCCGUGCGUGUCCUGUGUGUAACGUCGCAGCGUCACCGCCGCUUCUGCCAGAUACACGGCUUCAGCGACUGAUAUACCUCGCGGUACCUGGUCUCUUCCGGUCGGAACUCGAACGUAGAUGCCACUUUCGUCUAGUAAAUCCACAAUGCCCGCCAUUGGCAACGCCUGUAGGCGCCCUCGAACUCACCUUGGAGGAUCUCGUCAGUUUGAGCUUGCGAGAGCUAGAGGAAGAACAGAUGCCAAAGAAAAGACAUGACUUAUCGAAGAACGAGAUGUUGACGGGGGACAAGAUGGACACUGACGAAAGGACGAGAUAUCUCAAAUGUCCAGCCGCCGUGACAGUACGACAUUUGGCGAGACUGUUGAUGCUAAAGAGAGGGUGGGAAGAGGCUAACGCGACCAUUAACGGUGUCAAUAAUAGGAUAGAAAUUAUGUACCGAAAAGAUGAAACACAAUACCCUGAUAAGGAAAGCAUGUGUCCGCUAAAUCCUUCUUGGACACUUUUGGAUCUUGCUUGCAUAUUUCAGUGGAAAAAGGAGGCACCAAUGAGGCUAUUCUACCGAGUGUUACGAAAUGAAGAGUCUGGUCCGAUCUCGAAAGUUUUUUCAUACAAGGACGACGCGAUCAAAGAUGUCCUGCCAAUAAUUGAAAAUAUACCGCGACCACCAACCCCACCACCGAGUCCCAAUCCUAGUCGUGAGCAGAAAGAGGAAGCUCGUAGCAUGGAUCCACCUCGAGUUCUCGAGAUAAACGUUGAUAAAGAAACAAAAACGAAAAAGCCACGCUGUGAGGUAACACCUGUUAUGCGUACCCCAGACCCACCAGCGACAACUGAACUAUCGACAAACGAUCGUCGUCAGUCGGAAACCGUAAGAACCAAGAAUAUGACAAGGUUGGAGCAUCGGAAGCGACGCAAACGGCGAAAUAAACGGGUGAUCGCAGAGAUCACCACGAUGCCGCGUGAAGAUCUUUUGAAGUUUAAGGUCCGUUUGACGCCGUGUCCUCCAAGGAUUACUUCCGGAGCGACAGGCGGUGGGGGAAGUGUUGGGGGCGGAGGUGUUGGUGCAAACAAUCAAACGAAAGAGAAACUAUUGCAGAUGCGUGCGGUUAGACGUGAUAAGAUGAAGACGAUUGUCCAGCAGCGAUCAGCAGCGAGUCCGUUAGCUCGGGAAGAAAUUAAAUCCAAGGAAUGCGCCGUAGCAGAGGCGGAAGAAACAAUCGAGGAUAUCAUCGACAGUAUUCCUGACGAGGUCUUGCGUAUCGCCCAGAAUCUUAGUAAUCAAAACGAGGAAAAUAAAUCUAAGGAGUGCACCGCGGCGGAAAAAAUCACUAGUAAGGAGAUAAUAGAACCGACUAAAACAUCGAAAAGUGACGAACCAGAGAGACCAAAGAAAGACGAAGAAAUUCUGCGACGAUUGGGCUUGGUAGCCGUCAACGAGGCCGGUGGUGAUAAAACAACAAGGCAACGCACGCAGAGUAGUGCUGACAAGACGAAUCGCGAGAAGCUGGAGAAACAGUUGCGUGAAAGCAAGGCGAAUCGCGUGCGAAGCUUAUUAGCAGAAAAACAAAUGCGAGACGCACUAAAGACCAUUAUGUCAACAAAGGAAGAACUGAUGUCGUCCGUCAUUAAGACAUCAGCGUCAAUUCUUACUUCCGUUUCCACUGCUGCCACUGUCGCAACACCUGCGCCAGCCGCGGCCGCACCGGUAAUGUCAAAGAAGAAAGAACCACCGCCAUUAACACCUCUACGUGUCGCAAAACCUUCUGGUUUUGCCGCGACCAGUGUAAUAGUAUCAAAUAUCACUUCCAAGUAUGAAACUCCGUUGGAUCUUAGCAGUGGUGGUAUCACCGUCAAUGAUAAUGUCCUUGAUCUGUCUGCUACGUUAUCUAGUGGCGGUCAGUCCACUCUUCCAUCUUUCUCGUCCUCUUCCUGCUCAUCUUCCUCCUCCUCUUCUUCUUCUUCUUCCUCAUCUUCCUCCUCGCCAUCGUCAUGCUCGUCUUUACCGUCGUUGCCGUCAAGACUGUCAGCACGAUCUAACAUUGCUGCAAGUUUCUGCAAAUCUAAGGAGCUAGAACAACAGCGCGGCAAGGGACAACAGGAAUCGAACUUGAAGACUCUCUCGGAUGCUGCAGUGUCACGCUUGAGCGGCGAUUUGACCGAAAAGAAUUCGACAGAAUCGUUAACACUAGCUUCCGCGAAUGUAAACGCUGCCACCAGUAAGGUCGCUCUGCGCAUACCGCAGCCACAUCAUCGCAUUUCUGGUUUUGGCAUGAAAAUCAAGCCGAAUCAUCAAGUUCGUCACAUCCCGAAUCCCCAAGCCGUCGUGGUCUCCCAAUAUCGUAAUCAAAAGUUACUUCAACGCAGUUAUUUCAAUGUCGUCCAGAAGCCACCGACUGUGCGAGGAUUCCGAGUUCGCGGAAAGUGAGUUGCGGGUUCGAGUCACUCAAAGAUAUCUGUAGCAAGUUUAAUAUUUAUUAUAAUCGAAUAAGUCUCUUCAAGUUAUCAGCAACAAAGCUGACCGUAUAUUUUUUGUUAUGUAUAUUUUUAUUAAAAACUUAUAUCGUGUUUACAAUUUAUCAAACUCUUAUUGUAAGGGAAGAAUACAUUUUAGUUUAAAAAAAAUUCCUUGUGAUGUUCUAUUACAGCGUUUUAUUAUUGUUGAAUUAUUUUAAUUGCUUGUUUGUUGAUUUAAUUGUAUAUGUAUAUAUAUAAUGUUCUUAAAAUGUUUGUCUUGUUGGAAAAAUAUUUAGGAAAUAUUUAUAUAAUUACAAUAAGUGUAUGUAAUUUACAUAAAUCUCCCAAAGAUGUAAAUAAUAAAAUUUCAUUCGCGAUUGAAGCGGAAUUGAAUCACAUUUGUCUGUGUUACGUUAACGUUACUUUUAAGAAAAAUCUAUCCGAGACUCGAACUCGUAUGAGUCAUUUUUCUCGAGCGUAUGCACGGGCCUACGUGGAUGAUUUUUUUUCUCUCAGAAUUUAUGGUUAAUAAAAUAUGUGUAUAUAUAACAAUGUAUGUGUAGAGAUGCCAAAGAACGCCUGAGAACGUGUGCAAUGUAUUAGUGCAAUUUAAUUAUUAUUUAAUGUAAAUGUUUAAUCGAAUUAGCGAUUAUAAAAGAUAGAUAGAUAGUAUUCAUACGAACACAUGAAUUUGUGAUUCUCAGAAGGAACUUCGCAGCAUAUAUAGACAUCUAAAAGACAAGAUGUUUUUUUACAACAGCACAUUUUUGUGGAAUUUAUAAAAAAAUUUAUUAUGAAAUUAGAUUGCAGAAUUAUCGUUGCAAAUCGCGGCUGUGCACUUCAGUGUACGACGAUGACCAAGAAAAGUAGUUUGAUUGACAAACGCAUAUAGGUCUGGCAAAAUAAAUGGUAAUAUAAAGGAAAAAUAUUGUAAAUUCCAUUUGGAAGAAUCAAACUUUUUUAUCAAGUUUUAUUAAAUUCUUUUAAAUUCGAGUGAUGUUUUGUAAUUCCUAUAUUAAAAUAAUUCUCGCAGCGUACACUUAUAUUUUUAUAUUAAAAAAGUUCAUAUUUUCAUAAUUUUUCUUUCGCUAUUGAAUUAGAAACGGCAAAUAUAACAAAACUAAACAUUUAGCAUAUUUCUAAUUUAAAUAUUAAAAAUACAACAUUUGUUAUCAGAGUUAUCUAAAUCUAUAUUUGCGGUAAAAGUCUUUUAAUUUCAUAAAAAAUCUUAAAAUUAAAAAUAUGAAUUUUGCUUCUUAUGUAUGUGUAUAAUGGAAUACGGGAUAUUGUAACAAGUAAUAGAUCCUGAUCUAGACCCCUAGUAUCUUAAAUAGAGACUUAUAUAUUGUAAAGGUAAAAAUCACUGAAUCAUAAAUUAUAAAAAAUAUCUCAAAUAAAAUAUUCUAAUACAUUUGAGGAAAAAAUGACCAAUCGCAAAAUAUAGCAUCAGACGAUAGACAACGUAAAAUUUUUGAACCUUUUCUUAUUAUACAGAAAUUUAUUGAAUAAUUAUCAAAAAUAUUCUGUAUAUAUUAACAAUUAUAUAUCAAAGUGCGAUUUGCAGCGAAUGAUAAAAUGUAGGAGUAUUCGUAAAAUCCGAUUUUAUUUCCACACGCGUUUACAAUAUAAGAUAUAACCGAUGUAAUUCCUCUGUCAUAACACGUGCAUUGAAAACAUUACAAGUUCAUACACGUGACAUAAUGUGAACCAAUUACGAUUUAAAAAAUAAAAAUGCGUAUUCAAUAAGAAAUUAUUCAAAAUGGUCUUAAAUUUUUUUGAACGAUCACUCUUCCUUAUCGUCAUUUAUAAUCAUAAUUUUUAAAGCUCUUUUAAACAAAACUAAUUGUAAGAUAAUUAGCUUGGAAGCUUAGAAAAUAAUUUUUAAUAAUUAUAAUAAUAUAUUUUGAUAUAUUUUAGAAAAUUGACUGAAAUAAAAUUUAUCAUAAAGAAUUUUGCAAACUGCUGGAUUAUUAAAUGCUUCUAUAGUACAUGUUAAUAUUAUGUGUACAUGGAUAUAUAUGUAUAUAUAUAUUAUAUAUAUAUAUUUAUUUAUUGCAAUCACUUGCUGGAAACUCUCUAUAUCUAAUAUUGCAAUGUCUUUCGUAUUUACAUUAUUUUCAUGUACCAAAACGCGAAGUGCAAAUUUGAUAUUUUCACCAAUAUACACGCUUUUUGUAUUUACUAUCUAAUUUUAUAGAAUUUCAAUACUAUGAAUUGCUAGAAUUUUCGAAUAAAUAAAUACUUUCAAAAUAUAUUUAAUAUAUUUAAAAUUCAAAGUAUUUCAUAAUAUGAAAUCAAUUUAUAGUAUGAAAAAUAAUCCACCAUAAAAUGCAUUAUAAUGCAUUUUAUUAUUGUAAGUUUUGAUACCAAAUUGCAAGAGAUUGCAUUUUCUUGGUUUUGAUUUAAUUUAUCGCAAAUAAAUCAUCAAUUAAUAAUGCAUGUAUAAUAAACGAAAAAAAAAACAUAUAGCAUUUAAUUUUUAUUUAAAAAAUCAAUGUAAACUUGAAUAGUCAUUUUUCCUACAAAUUUUAGAGUAAAGAUGUAAUUAUUUUCCCAUACAUUUUCCUAACAUUUUUAUUAUUAUAAAUAAUAUUUUUACGUAUUUAUUUUUUUUUUAAUAAUGAUAGAAAGUAAUCAAUAAUGCAAACAAAAUUUAUUCGUAAGAGAAGUCAUUUAAGAUUAUAUAUAAUUAUAUAAGUAACGAAUACGAAUGAUAUUGAUAUUAAAUAAGUUUAUUGCAAUAACAACAUAGACAAAUGAUAUUCAUUUUCAAUGUGAGAAGUGUGAAAUGAAGAAAUAUUGAUAAUAAAAGCAUAAAUACAUAUAUUUCACUAUUAAAAUUAGAUUCAACAACAAUUAGAUUAAUCAGAAGUAUAAAUUGUUGCAAAAUUAAUUAAAAAAUUAAGAAAGAAUACUUAUUAAAAAA
Monomorium pharaonis (pharaoh ant) is the source of this 5916-nucleotide messenger RNA. Its product is annotated as polycomb group protein Psc. Gene Ontology annotation, cellular component: PRC1 complex. Gene Ontology annotation, molecular function: promoter-specific chromatin binding; metal ion binding. Lineage: Eukaryota; Metazoa; Arthropoda; Insecta; Hymenoptera; Formicidae. The coding region runs from base 379 to 2961 and encodes 860 amino acids. Gene Ontology annotation, biological process: negative regulation of transcription by RNA polymerase II. The record is from RefSeq and is a predicted model, not a curated record. The transcript has 5 exons.